UGGCCAUCUGUCGAAGCGAUCGGCCAUAGACAUUAACGUCGGUCGGAUUAGAAAAUGUCGGGGAAGUAUUAUUUUGUUAUUGUUGGGCAUUAUGACAAUCCUGUUUUUGAAAUGGAAUUUUCUCCGCCUAGCAGAUCGGAGGGAAAGAAAGAUGAUCAUCGACAUCUUAGCCAAUUUAUAGCCCAUGCAGCUCUGGAUUUAGUGGAUGAGCACCUUUUGACAACAAACAAUAUGUAUCUGAAAGUUGUAGAUAAAUUCAAUGAAUGGUUUGUUUCUGCAUUUGUCACUGCAA
Centruroides sculpturatus (bark scorpion) is the source of this 292-nucleotide messenger RNA. It is a transcript of the gene Trs20, whose product is annotated as trafficking protein particle complex subunit 2-like. Lineage: Eukaryota; Metazoa; Arthropoda; Arachnida; Scorpiones; Buthidae. The transcript is spliced from 2 exons. Gene Ontology annotation, cellular component: TRAPP complex; cytoplasm; nucleus. Gene Ontology annotation, biological process: endoplasmic reticulum to Golgi vesicle-mediated transport. The annotation marks the transcript as partial. The record is from RefSeq and is a predicted model, not a curated record.